AAGAAUUAUUUCAUUAAUAGUUGCUUUAUUAAAAUUUUUUAAUACGAUUGAAUAUCUUUGGUCAGUAUUUCAUACGAUUAAAAUACGUAUUAGUAUAUUUCGGUAAUUAUCGUAAUCAAAAUAGGUAGCACGUGAAAGCAAGAGACGGAAAGUGCGUGUACUUUGAUAGAAUUUAUAGAUAUUUUUUCAUAUUUUAAUUGUAAUCAUGAUCGCAUUAGACAUUACCGCAAAAAUUGGAAAAUCGCCGAAGAAACCCCAAGUAGAAAUCAGGGAAGACAGCGAUGAUAACGAACAAGAUAGCGAUGAGGAUACUAUGGAGUCCGAAGCACAGGAAUUGGAAAGCGCGGAUAAAGGAUUUAAAGAAAUAGAAUUUGAAGAGGAUGAAUUUAACACUGAAAAAACCGAAGGAAAUCCAGGGUGGGCAGAUGCUAUGCAGAAAAUUCUGUGGACAAAAAAGCCCAAGCGUAAAAAGAUGAUAGUUUUAUCCAAAGCGAAAAAGUUAUGCGACGCGAAGAAAGAAAAAAGCGAAGAUGUAUCGUUUGAAAUUGAAACGAUAAAAACGGAAGUUAAGGAAGAACAGUCGGACAAAAUUAAAGACCAAGUAGAACAACCGCUUACACAAUUGAUAGAAAGGAAAAAAAAUAAUUUAGGUAUCAGGAUAAAACCGAGAAUAACGGAUAGAGAUCGUGAAAGAAUAUUACAAAAGAUUGCUACGAAAGGCGUAGUACAAUUGUUUAAUGCUGUAAGACAGCAACAAGGGGAUAUUAGUGAAAAAUUAUCAGAAGCCGGCCCGUUGGAAAGAAAACGCGAACAAGUACUUAAAAGUAUUGAUAAGAAUUCAUUUUUGGAUAUUCUUAUGGGUGGAAGUAAAAGUAUUAGGGUAGAUAACGAUGUUAAAAAUGAAUCUCAAGAAAACGAUAAAAAUAAGGAAAAGGAUACGGGUGUAUGGAGCGUAUUGAGGGAUGAUUUUGUUAUGGGAACAAAGUUGAAAGAUUGGGAUCGCAGAAGCGAAAACGAAGAUUCUUCUGCACCAGAAGAUAUGGAUAGCGAUAAUUAAGUUCUAUAAAAAUAUAGAAUGUUUGUGCACGCGUCAACAAAUUGUAUGUACAAAAUUGAUUUGAAAAUAUGCUACCAUUGUGUCUGAACUCGCGAUGGCGCAAAGUUAUUAUUACUGAGCGUGUCAGUAAAACUAAUUAAAAAUCAUUUUUAAUACAUUUUCUGUACUUGAUACUUUAAUCCAGUCUUCACCUUUGUAUCGAGAUCUGUUGAGAUUUGCUCUUGCUUUUUUAAAAUAUUUGUAUGGUUUGUAAAC
Molecule: messenger RNA, 1312 nt
Organism: Colletes gigas
Lineage: Eukaryota; Metazoa; Arthropoda; Insecta; Hymenoptera; Colletidae
Product: RRP15-like protein
Exons: 4
Coding region: 206-1057 (283 amino acids)
Biological process (GO): maturation of LSU-rRNA; maturation of 5.8S rRNA
Cellular component (GO): preribosome, large subunit precursor
Source: RefSeq, a predicted model, not a curated record